GCCUGGCUAGCUAGUGAUAGUGAUACCAACACAUCAAGCAUAAGCUUACCCAGGAAGCAGAAGAUUGUAAUGGGGAGGCAACCGUGCUGCGACAAGGUGGGGUUGAAGAAGGGCCCGUGGACGGCGGAGGAGGACCAGAAGCUCGUCAGCUUCCUCCUCACCAACGGCCAGUGCUGCUGGCGCGCCGUGCCCAAGCUCGCCGGACUGCUGCGUUGCGGGAAGAGCUGCCGGCUGCGGUGGACCAACUACCUGCGGCCUGACCUGAAGCGCGGGCUGCUGUCGGAGGAGGAGGAGAAGACGGUGAUCGACCUGCACGCGGAGCUGGGCAACCGGUGGUCAAAGAUCGCAUCGCACCUGCCAGGGAGGACGGACAACGAGAUCAAGAACCACUGGAACACCCACAUCAAGAAGAAGCUCAGGAAGAUGGGCAUCGACCCCGUCACCCACAAGCCCGUCCUGCCCGCCGCUCCUCCUGCCCCGCAGUGUCCGCCGGGGGAGGAGAAGACCGCCUUGUCAGGUGCCGCACUCGGACACGAGGUGCCCAUGGUGAACCUCCUGGACGACGACGACGACAUUGUCUUGCCACGCGACGUCGUCGUCGUCGAGCCACCUGCGGCCAACAGUGGCUUUAUCAGCACGGCCAAUUCGCCCGGGCCUUCCGGUUCCUCCUCAUCAUCGCUGUGA
Panicum virgatum (switchgrass) is the source of this 684-nucleotide messenger RNA. RefSeq names its product transcription factor MYB20-like. NCBI's taxonomy places the organism in Eukaryota, Viridiplantae, Streptophyta, Magnoliopsida, Poales, Poaceae. The coding region runs from base 70 to 684 and encodes 204 amino acids. The transcript is spliced from 2 exons. The record is from RefSeq and is a predicted model, not a curated record.